GGGAUUUACAGAGCUUCAGCAAGACACAGAAGAGGGACGAUUCUACCAAGAGAAAACGACCGUUCACUGAAUCAGGAUGUCUAAGCUUGCACUUUUCAUUUUCUGCAUUUCAACACAGGUAAAUACAUUCAGUUAACGUUACAGAGUAGGCUAAUCCAAACUACAUCAUGUUAAGAAUUUGAAAGCAACAACUUUGAAAAAAAUCACAUUUGAACAGUUUAACCUUUUUAUUUUCAGAUUUGCUCCCAGAUAUUGGCGCAGGUGUGUCCGACAAGGUGCCUCUGUCCGCAGGAGCCUCCGAUGUGCGCCCCCGGGGUCCAGUUGAUUCUGGAUGACUGUGCAUGCUGUCUGGUCUGUGCGAGGCAGAAAGGAGAGGUGUGCUCGGAAAUAAAUCCCUGUGAUACACACAAGGGUCUGAACUGCGACUACACAGCCGAUGUACACCAGAGGACAGGUGUCUGUGUCGGUGAGUCAUUUGCCCCCUAUCCAAGAGCUAUCAAUGAUGAUGAUGAUGAUGAUGAUGUAUUUUGUCUAUUAUUUGAGAACUCCUUGUUUUUACAAUUCACAUUCAUUUGAAGACACACACACUUAAAUAUAUGAAAUUGUAGAUUUUAUCCAGAUAUGAGUAUUGGAAAUUAAACGUUUUAAAUAUUGAUUUAUGCUUUUCUUGUGUCCUCCUCUCUUCACAGCUCACGAGGGAGACAUCUGCCUGUUGGACGGUUCAGUGUACCGGAACAGGGAGACCUUCUUCCCCAGCUGCAAGUACCAGUGCACAUGCAGGGACGGCCAGAUCGCCUGCGUGCCGCGCUGCAACCUGGACGUGAUGCUGCCGGGCCCCGACUGCCCUCUGCCCAGGAAGGUGGCGGUCCCAGGGGAGUGCUGUGAGAAGUGGGUGUGUGAGCCCCAACCGGAGGCCAGUGCCCUGGGAAGCUUCGCCAUGGCUGGUAAGCACUCAGUCUCUCUGCUCUCUAGUGUACUACAUAGGGAAUAGGGUGCCAUGUGGGACGCAGACCCUCUCUCUACUUCUCUCUGCUUCUGACGUGACUGGUACUCUGGUGCAAGCCACAAAGUCAAGAGACGGAUUCUUGCAUGCUUCUGGGUUGACCUGGCUGGCUCUGUGUGAAGGGAAAUGCUGAAUGCCUCUGAGUACAGAGAGAGACAAGUUGACUUAUCCCAGGAAGCCUCUGUGUAGACCUCCGUAGCCAGCCAAAACAUUCAAUUUCCUGUGCUCUGGAAUGUGAUGUACCUUGGAUCGUUCUUAAUAUUUGACUAAUGGACUUUAGGCACCUAAAGAAAUAGAUUCCGAUAGAACUGUGAAUUUGAUUACCUGUAUACCGAUUAUACACCAAUGCAGGUGUAUCAAUCAUGCAAACCACACAGAUCCCAAUGCCUGUCUAACAUCUUAUGCACUUUUGCCCAGCAAUUCUCAUGUCCAUCAAUCAAUCUAGCAUGCAUCUGCAUUUCCCACGUCACAACAUCUGUCUCAUCCGGUGUAUCUCUCCCUGUCCCCCGUACAGCCUACAGACAGGAGGAGACAGUGGGGUUUGACUCGUGGGACCCCAGUACUAACUGCAUAGAGCAGACUACGGAGUGGGGCGCCUGCUCUCGGACCUGUGGCAUGGGCAUCUCCACCCGGGUCACCAACAAGAACACCCACUGUGAGAUGGUCAAGCAGACGCGUCUGUGCAUCGUCAGGCCCUGUAGCAAACAGCACCAGCAGCUUCAGCAGAAUUAUGUUCCUAAGGUAGGCUACCCAACCAACUCUUACUGUAUUAAUAAUACAUACCAAAUCACAGUUGUAGAAGGAAAAUACAUCAAGAAUUUAAAUGGCAGAAUAUACUAUUUUUUUUUGCCAUUCGGACUAAAUGCAUUGAAAAUCUUCUAACUAACAAAACUCACAAGAGCUCUGACAAAAUACAUGAAAGACGUAUUACGGUGUUCACCCACUGACAAUAAUUUCUUCUUCUAAAUCCUCAGAGAGGAAGCAAGUGCCUGAGGAUGAAGAAGGCGGUGAAACCCGUCCAGUUCAGCUAUAAGAACUGCACCAGCGUCCAGACCUACAAGCCCCGGUACUGUGGCGUGUGUGUGGACGGCCGCUGCUGCACCCCCCACAGCACCAGGACAGUGCAGGUGGAGUUCCGGUGCGCUCAGGGUAAAGCCGUCAAGAAACCCAUGAUGUUCAUCAACACCUGCGCCUGCCACUACCACUGUCCCAGAGACAACGCUGAGUAUCAGCCAUCAGACCUGGUCUACAGUGGCUACAGGUUAUAA
Molecule: messenger RNA, 2271 nt
Organism: Coregonus sp. 'balchen'
Lineage: Eukaryota; Metazoa; Chordata; Actinopteri; Salmoniformes; Salmonidae
Source: the annotation of a GenBank genome assembly